UUUAGUCAUCAGGCUUAGACUGACGGGAGGCUGCCUGUACUGUAGCGGUGGAGUACGGUUUUGAGUGUGCGUGCCUGCAUGUGCGAGACCCACACUGUUCUCUGAGGCAUUCUGUCAUUCGCUGCUUCCCUGCAGUCUCUCUCGCUCUCUCUCUCUCUCUCCCUCUCUUUCUCUCUCGCUCUCUCCCUCUCUCCCUCUCUCUCUCCUAUCCUCCGUCUCCUGAUGAGAGAGGGAGUCACGCUACAGCCAGAGAGACAGAGAGAACGCGACACGACGACAAAGAUCUGCAAAGGAGAGGAUUUUCUCUCUCUUUUUUCCUCGCGCGUUGGUCUCGCCGCCACCGAGCUGAGCAGGGAGAGGGGGAGCGGAGAGAGGGGACCCACGCAGAACACCUCCUGCUUCUCCUUUUAGUUUUCUUUCAUAUUUUUUCUUUUCCGUUUCAUUCUGCGAUUGGGCGAGCGCUUCUUAGAGCCAGCGGUCCAGGGGAAGUCUCCUGCCUCCUUCUACAAGCGUGCCCCCUCCCCUCUCCCACCCCCCUGAGAAGCAAGGAUGCUUAACAACCUGACAGACUGCGAGGAGGGGGACGGAGGACCCAACAGCCAGGGUGAUGGGGUCCCCAAGGAGAGCAGCCCGUUCAUCAACAGCAGUGAUGCAGAGAAAGCCCAGCAGUAUGAGGGGAAGAACAUGGCCCUGUUCGAGGAGGAGAUGGAUACCAGCCCCAUGGUGUCCUCACUGCUCAGCAGUCUCGCGAACUACUCCAAUCUUCCACAGGGGAGCAAAGAGCAUGAGGAGGCUGAGAAUAACGAGGAGGCGCGCAAGAAACCCAUCAAGGCUCCACAGAUGGGCACCCUGAUGGGAGUAUACCUCCCCUGCCUGCAGAACAUAUUCGGGGUGAUCCUCUUCUUGCGUAUGACCUGGGUGGUGGGUGUCGGAGGGGUGGUGGGCUCCUUCAUCAUCGUCUUCAUGUGUUGCUCCACCACCAUGCUGACCGCUAUCUCCAUGAGUGCCAUCGCCACCAAUGGAGUUGUGCCAGCUGGUGGUUCGUAUUACAUGAUCUCGCGGUCCCUGGGGCCAGAAUUUGGUGGCGCUGUGGGCAUAUGCUUCUACCUGGGGACCACCUUUGCCGGUGCCAUGUACAUCUUGGGGUGCAUUGAGAUUCUGCUGAUAUACAUUGUGCCCCAGGCGGCUAUAUUUAAGAUGGAGGGUUUGGAAGGGCCAGAUGCAGAAGCAGCCCUGCUCAAUAACAUGCGUGUUUAUGGCACCUGCGUGCUCAGCUGCAUGGCAGUGCUGGUGUUUGUUGGUGUCAAGUAUGUCAACAAGCUGGCCCUGGUCUUCCUGACCUGUGUCGUCGUCUCCAUCCUCGCAGUCUAUGCUGGCGUCAUCAAGACCGCCAUCGACCCCCCCGACUUUCCGGUCUGUAUCCUUGGGAAUCGAACCCUGAUCACCAAGGGCUUUGAUGUGUGUGCCAAAGUGAUUGAGAGGGGCAAUGGCACCGUGACGACAAAACUCUGGCGCAUGUUCUGCGACUCCGAGCUCCUGAACGCCACCUGCGACGAGUACUUCAUCAACAACAACGUCUCCCAGAUCCAGGGCAUCCCUGGCGUCAUGAGCGGCAUCCUGUCGGAGAACUUGUUUGGUAACUACCUGGAGAAGGGGCAGAUCUUGGAGAAAAUAGGGAUCCCCACUGUAGUGGAUCCAGAGGCACCCCUGACAUUUACCAACUCCUACGUCCUCGCUGAUAUGACCAGCUUCUUCACCCUGCUGGUCGGCAUCUAUUUCCCCUCUGUUACAGGGAUCAUGGCAGGUUCAAACAGGUCAGGUGACCUGAAAGAUGCCCAGAAGUCCAUCCCUAUUGGCACAAUCAUGGCGAUCACCACAACCUCCUUUGUGUACAUGUCCAGUGUGAUCCUUUUUGGAGCCUGCAUUGAGGGAGUGGUGCUGAGAGACAAGUUCGGGGAAGGGGUAAACGGCAACCUGGUGAUUGGCACGCUGGCCUGGCCCUCCCCCUGGGUGAUUGUGAUUGGCUCAUUCUUCUCCACCUGUGGGGCGGGGCUGCAGAGCUUGACUGGGGCGCCACGUCUCUUACAGGCCAUCUCCCGCGACAGCAUCAUCCCAUUCCUCAGGGUGUUUGGUCAUGGGAAAGCUAACGGGGAGCCCACCUGGGCUCUGCUCCUCACUGCCUGCAUCUGUGAGACUGGCAUCCUCAUCGCCUCCCUGGACGCUGUGGCCCCUAUUCUCUCCAUGUUCUUCUUGAUGUGCUACAUGUUUGUCAACCUGGCCUGUGCCCUGCAGACUCUGCUACGCACCCCCAACUGGAGACCCCGCUUCAAGUUCUACCACUGGGCGCUGUCCUUCCUGGGCAUGAGCUUGUGUCUGUCCCUGAUGUUCAUCUGCUCCUGGUACUAUGCCAUUGUUGCCAUGGUGAUCGCUAGCUGCAUCUACAAGUACAUUGAGUUCUGCGGGGCGGAGAAAGAGUGGGGCGACGGCAUCCGGGGCCUGUCCCUCAGCGCUGCCCGCUUCGCCCUCAUGAGGCUGGAAGAGGGGCCCCCCCACACCAAGAACUGGAGGCCUCAGGUGCUGGUUCUUGUCAGUGUUGACGGGGAACAGAAUGUGGAACAACCCCGCCUACUCUCCUUGACCAAUCAGCUAAAGGCGGGAAAGGGUCUGACCAUCGUGGGGACAUCGCUGGAGGGCACCUUGCUGAAUGACCAACCCAAGGCUCAACGUGCAGAGCAGUCUCUGAAGAAGGUGAUGGAGACAGAGAAGGUGAAGGGCUUCUGCCAGGCAGUGAUCUCCUCCAACAUCCGCGACGCCACGUCCCACCUGAUCCAGACAGGAGGUCUGGGGGGACUGAGGCACAACACGGUUCUGGUGAGCUGGCCACGCAACUGGAAGCAGGCCAAUGACCAGCAGGCCCUCCACAACUUCAUCGAGGUGGUGAGGGAGACCACUGCAGCACAUCUGGCCCUCCUGGUGCCUAAGAACAUCUCAGCCUACCCCUCCAACGGCGAGCGCUUCACCGAGGGACACAUUGACAUCUGGUGGAUCGUCCACGACGGCGGUAUGCUCAUGCUCCUGCCCUUCCUGCUAUGCCAACACAAGGUGUGGCGCAAGUGUAAGGUACGCAUCUUUACUGUGGCCCAGAUGGACGACAACAGCAUCCAGAUGAAGAAAGACCUGAUCACCUUCCUGUAUCACCUGCGCAUUGACGCUGAGGUGGAGGUGGUGGAGAUGCAAGACAGCGACAUCUCCGCCUACACUUAUGAGAAGACCCUGGUGAUGGAACAGCGCUCGCAGAUCCUGAAAGAGAUGCACCUGACGAAGAACGAACGGGAGAGAGAGAUCCAAAGCAUCACUGACUCCUCCCGCGGAUCCAUCCGCCGCAAGAACCCGGCCGGCGUGGCCAAGCAGCAGAGCAUCAGCGAGGAGCCGGCUGCAGCCAGCGUGGAGGAGAAGCCAGAGGAGGAGUCUGUCGAUGUCUCCCGCCCUGAACAGAUGCAGCUGAUCCACAACAAGGACACCACGCCCACCCCGGCCAGCCCCGCCUCCCCCACUGAGGGGGCGGAGACUCCUGGCGAGAAGGUGCAGAUGACCUGGACGGAAACGUGCGACGGAGACAAGGGUCCCAUCAUGGGGGCCACGUCCCCCGAGGGGCUCAAGGACUUCUUCAACAUGAAGCCGGAGUGGGAAAACCUGAACCAAUCAAACGUCAGACGCAUGCACACCGCGCUCAGACUGAAUGAGGUCAUUGUGAAGAAGUCCCAAGAGGCCAAGCUGGUUCUGCUCAAUAUGCCUGGUCCGCCCAAGAAUCGGAUGGGAGAAGAGAACUACAUGGAGUUCCUGGAGGUUCUGACAGAGGGGCUGACCCGCGUGCUCUUGGUUCGAGGUGGUGGGCGUGAGGUCAUAACCAUUUACUCUUGAGGGACGAGUACCACCCAAAACUCCACCCACACCCCUCCCCCAAAACUCCAAGCUUCUACCACCAGAUCCCUCCACAGACUGUACCUUCAUCCCACAAACUCCUUUAUCGCACACAGACACACAGUAUACAUGCACCUUUAUACAAAUAGAGAAUAUGCAAACACACACACAUGUACACACACACACACACUCACACACGUGCACACACAUCCACACAUCUACAGUGCUGCACCUAUCCAGAACUACAGAUUAGCUGGUCAUGCCACUGUCUAUGUUUUGUGUUCAGCGUCACAGCAAUCAACAGCCAAUCAGCCAAUCAGCAGAGCCCAUGCCUCACUCAUUAUGUGGGCAUUGGUUAUCUGACAAAGCUGUCUUGGCUUUGAUUUGCUGGCUUGUUGCUGCCCCAGGUGGAGAAUGCCCCCCCCCCCCCCCCCCCCCCCCGCCCACACACACACACACACUUCCCCCCGCCCCCCUUUCCUCCCUGUGUGGGGCGCUGCAGGCCCCCUGCAGGCCACUGGAUGAUAUUUUGGUCUCCUCCUCCAGCACUCCCACUGCCCCCACCCCCCAGGUCAUCCUCAUCUGUCAUUCCAUCUGGCGAUUCAUUCUUCCUGAGAGUCUGGUGAAGGCUGAGGGCCACCAUGGGGAAACAUAUUGUCUAUUUCUCAUUUUUUGUGAUUUAUGGUUGGAUUUUUAAAAUGGGGACAAAUUAUUUAAGUAAUUUUACCCUAGGGAUGGGGGGGAUGUUUUUUUUUUUUCUUUCCCAAAGGUGGGAGUUAGGGCAAUGGGGGCAGGGGUGGGGGUAAGGUUGAGUUGGGUUUCUGUGUGUGCGUGGGGGGGGGGGGGGUUAACAGAGUUAAUUGCCAAUCACAAUGGAAUUGUCUUCCUAUGGGUCAACCAGCAGUGGAGAGAAAAAAGGACCGUAAAUAUAUACACACAUUUUUUGUGAGUGUGUACGCGUGUGCAGUGCGCCCUAAAAAGGAAAACAAACACCCCCCCAAAAAAAACAUCAAGAACAGGGACAAGGCAAGUGUGGGGCAAGGCUGUAAAAAAAAUAAGGAGUUCACAAGGGACUCCGGACAGCACUUCGAAGCUACUCCGUGAUGUGCCACAUACCUGACACCCAAGAAUUUUCCGCUGAUAGUCGACGUUUCUUGUUGCAACCUUUCGUUUUGAAAACUUCAAUGAAAAAAUCUGUUUUUAAUCCAUGUUUUGCAGUAAACCUUCCCACCCUUCCCUCCAACCCCUAACUCUGUGACAGUUAUAAGCCGUGCCAAAGACAGCGACACCGGGAGGGAAAGGGCUAUGUGGUCUCUUUAAGGGUGUGCUUUUUCUACUGUGAAAAUGUUUCAGUGACUCCUAUGACUGACAGCAAAAGCAGCAAAUGGGGGUGGGGGGGUGGGAGGAUCAGGGGCUGGGCAUGCCAGUGUGUCACUGUUGUAAGCCACACCCCCCUCUCCCCCAGCAUGGAUCACUGUAAAUAGUGUAGAGUACCAUCUCUGGCACAUUGAUAACUAUCAGCAUACUAUUUUUAGCGACUAACUUCACAGCUUUUUGUGGCAGAGAUGCACUUGUUACAACAGGGUUGACUAGCAACAGUCCAGAAUAGCUAGCUUCCGUCACUUUCAUAGUAUGAUUCAUUCUCAUUGUUAACUCAUUGUGCACAGUCCACUUUUCACCUGAUUUAUAUAUAAUUAAAUAUCAACACUGUCAGUGCCACCCCUUCAGUAUUAUGCACAGAAAACAGUGCUUAACAACAUUAUUUUUGAAAAUUGUAUUUUAAAAAGGCUAUAUACCACAUAUACAUAUUUAUAUAUAAUUUAUCACUACUAAAAUAUAUAUUUCAAUGUAUUUAUAAGACUUAUUUAAAAAGAAAAUAUUCCAUUUUAUUUAUUUAUUCACUUUAAAAUUAAAUUUAAAUUUAAAAUACAGAUAUAUCUAAAUGCAUUUUACAAUUUGACUUUGUCUGCCAAAAAGAGUGCCAAAUGAAAAAAUAUAUAUUUUUCAUGACUACCAUUUUUCUUUUUGUAAAUGAUCAUUUUUCAUUGUGGCAGAGGUGUCCAGUGUCAUCUUUAAUGGCUGCAAAUCCAGAAUAUAAACACAAAGCUGUUCUCUUCUACAGCACAGAAUGAAUGGAAAGUCUUACAUUUCUAUAAUAUAUACAACAUUUGUAAUGGGAACGUGCAAUAGCUGGAUUGUGGAUCCAUUGCCUGUGUUAAUACACACAGUGUUUUAUAUUAGUGGAUAUCUCAUCCAUAAGACAUUUAUCCUCACAUAGUUAGCAUAUAUACUCUGUCUGGUGAUUAUCCAGUCCCUUUCAGCAAGAGUGGGAAACAAUAAUGUGUCAAUAUGGAUACCAAUAUUUCAUUUCUGGAAAAAUAAAUAAAUUGUUGAGAUAUAAAACUGGAAGGAAUGUUUGAAAGGAAACAAGGAGUUAAAGUCCUGCCAUAUUCAUUAAUACAAGAUAUGUAAAAUCUACAAAUAAUAAGGAUUUAGAAAUCUACUCAAAGCUUUCAUAUCAGAAAUGAUGAUUAGUAAUUUAUAAAUGAAUAUCAGUGGGGUGGGGUUUAUCCCUUCUAAGAUCAUACGGGGCUCAGUUUAUCAUUGUAGGCAGGGGGUCAGAAUUAGUCAGAGGGUAAUAGAUACCAGCAUUUAAAGGGGCUAAUUUCAUUUUUAAUUCAAACAGUGGAUUUAUCACAAGGCUGUACAAUAAAGCUGUCCUGUUAUCUUGCCACCCGGGUUGUAUCCCAGCAACACCUGGGGCCCGUGUUCAGAGAACAGAAAUGAAGGGAUGUUUUUGUAUUUAUCACACAGCCAAGAGGUUUAACAGCCCAGGAGAGGCAGGACUGAAGUGGCCCCAAAACAAUCCAAUUAAUGAUAUUGGCUUAGUUUGGUUGGAAGGUUACUGAUGUGCAGUUGGUUGUUAAGACACAGGAGAAGAGAGGAACACAUUAAAAAUUUUUGAUAAGGUUUUGGUGUUUUUCUCCCCGGUUGGAGUUACUAUUUCGUCUUGGGAAGGGUUACCUUCAUGGUAAAAAUACCAAAUGUCUGAUACCCAAAACUCAUAAGUCAUAAGUUGAUGUCAAUAUGAUAUCAACAUGUUAGAUAUCAACAGCUCAUUAGAGAAGUGAGCACCAGGUGGAGGGUACAAAGGCCUGUGUGAUUCUUAUAAAGCCCGACAGCUAUAUCCCUUGAUUAACAUGCAAUGUAAACAUUUUGGCAUGGAUGUUCCUGCAUCCAGUAUAUCACUUCUGAGUUACUGUAACUUGAACUAGUUCGUAGUCCCUAGGCAGGAUAUCGCAUAUGACGUUCAUUGAUUGUCCUCGUAUUUAAUAAAACUGCCCAGAUACCUGAUUGGGCUGCAUGUUUGUUGGUUCAAAAAAAAAAUAAGGAAAAAAAAAAAAACACUUUAAGUGUCCCAAGGGAUUGAUGGCAGCAUUGUGCUUUUGGUGGUGAUAUAUUAUUAACAUGGUGGCAUAAGUCUAAUGUAGCUACAGAAAAAGGAACUUAAAAUAUUAAAGGUUGUUAUGUUCUGCGCAUGUACUGAUGCAGCUAAAUCAGAUGUUAUACAGCAGAACCCCACAACGCGAUAUUUGGGGUCCAUGAAUUGCCAUGACCUUAAAAACAGGGUUGCGUUUCAACAAAGUCAUUGAACGUCACUGUGUCCAAUGUUAAAAUCUCCAAAACAUAUUCAAUUACGAUUAAUAUUACGCAUAAAUAUAAAGUUUUCGUCUUCCUGUUUUCUUUGUUAUAAUUUAAAUAGUAAAUGUAGGCCUAAUUUAAGUAUGGUUCUCACACACAUCUUUAUUUAGGGUGCACUGUUGCCUCACAGCAAGAAGGUCCUUGGUUCAACUCCUGGCCUUUCUGUGGGGAGUUUGCAUGUUCUCCCCAUGCCUGCGUGGGUUUCCUCCCACAGUCCAAAGACAUGCACGUUAGAUUAAUUGGAGAAUCUAAAUUCCCAGUUGUGAGUGAAUAGUGUGUGUGCUGUGCGAUUAUCAAGAUAAUGCAGUUGGUACCCGUCAAUUACGCUCAUUCACUUAAAUUUUUACGAUUCCUAUGGAUAAUUCUUUAAGACUGUAGGCCUAUUUUGUCAGUCAAUAGGCCUGCAUUUCAGUGACUGGGUCAACUUGUUUAAUUUUCUGACUGAGGAGACUGAGACUGAUGCUGAAACUAAGAUGUUGUUCCAAUAUGCACACUUGAUCACACUUGCACUUGCUUGUACGUUCAUGUGCUCAGUGUAAGUGUGCACAUGUGUCCAAUUUCUUGAAUAAUCAAAAGUGCAGUGUGCUUGAUGUGCACUUUAACCAGACUUAUUCUAAGAUCUCUCUGCGGCGGCCUUUAGCCAAGAAUAUGGACCCACCAUGCACCAAGCUGGUAACAUUUAUUGUUGAUGCCAGUCACAAGAUUGGCGACUUGUGUGUUCCCUGAAGAAAAAUGCCACCAAAAAAUAUCAAUGUAAGAAAGAUGUUUGCAAAGAUGUAGAUCUUGUAACUUUCAUUUAUCCAUAUCAGCAUCAUAAUGGUAUUGUUAAUGUGAAUAUGACGUUAGGAAGCUCUGUUAAUUUGUCUGUAGUUGGCAAGCCCACAUCAAGCUUUGCACAGCUAUUACUAGUCAUUGAUAGUGGUGUGACUACAAUAAAUUAUUUGAAAUGGGGACCACAGAACGAAGUGAAAAAAUCCCCGAUUUACGUUUCACGUCACAAUACGUUACCGAAGCGUGUAAGUACCCAACCGAAUUUAGCCUAGUGUUAAGAAAUGGGACGGCCCCUAAAUAUUGAUAGCAUCGGGGACUGAAGCCAUGUGAAGUCAAUUUACCUGCAUGGGCUUGCAUUUCCCGAAGGUGAGUAGAGUUGAAGCCUGAUCAUAAAGCGCGGGACUAAAUAGUAUUCCUAUGGCUUGGAAACAACCUGUUGGUUACGUCGUAAUCUUUUUGUGUUUUCGCCUCAACUGAAAUGCAACUAGGCAACGAACGGGAUUAAAAUGUAUUGAUCUGGGCUUUAAUCUCCUCCCCGUGGUCAUUGUUUAUAGACCGGAGAUUAAUCUAGUCGUGGUCUGCGCCUCAUGGAAGCCAAAAUCUAUGGAUUAUAAUGUUUAUAACGUGCAACUACCUGAGCCGUGCUGCGAUGACGUUAGGCUAUAUCCGAUUUAGAUUUAAAACGGGGUAUUUCCAUUUCAGAUCUGAAUGUCCGAAAUAGGCCUAACUGAAGCAUUGUGGCUGAGAGAUGUUCUGCAUGUUAUAUAACUGCCAUUAAACCUAUACUACUACUAAUAAUAAUAAUAAUAAUAGUAACAAUGAUUACUGUUACAUCCCCAACCCCCAUUUACCAGUGUUAAACGCCAGCACCAAAAAUUAAAAGAGGAAACCGUCUGAGAAAUAUUCCCGUCUAAAGUGUCAGCCUAUAACGGUGACGUAUAAAGAGAACUGAAUCCCAUUUGUGUGCAUAUAGCGGACCAAAUACAAAUUAAAUUAGAUUUUAGUUUAUUUCACUCUUUGAAAUUUCCAAUUGCAGUUCUCUCAUGUGAAUAUUAGCAUCCCCUAGUGGCAUCCAUUUUUAUUGCAACGUGUUGACUGACUGCUUGCUUGAUCAACAGAAGCAGAUUUAUCAAAUGUUUGAGAAUUUUGAAGCCUCUCCAAGUAAAUUUCUGAGUAAAUAUUUCUAUGUUAUAAUGUGUAUUAGUUGCAAAGAAAGCAUAGAUAUAUUAAGGGCUAUGUUUGGCCAUUUUAUGUUUACAAAAUUCCAUAUUAUAAACACUGAUUUAAAAAAAUUACAAUUUAAAAACCUUUUUAAAAUAUUUGAGACUUGGAAAAAUGGUGAAGUAAAGGUACAGUGAGGGUGUCUGCUUAUAGUGAGGAGAAUUUCAGAGAGGUCAUAGACGCACUCAAGGACAAUAGUUUAGGAAUGCCACCCAAAAAAACAUAUAUAGGUGUAUAUUUUAAGAAGGCAUAUUUAUAGGUAUAUGUAAGACAGUGCGAUCCUGCCAAUAAUUACAAAGGUCCCUAAAGGGACGCUGUACAUAUUAGAUGUUAUCUUUUAGUAUGGUUUUGAUAUACUUGCUGCAACCUAUCCACAUAUUGCCAGCUGUCACAAGUUCAAGUAAUAAAUGAAUGAAUGCUUGAAUGUGUGAAUUUCCUUUUACUUCAGUAAUUGUAGUCCAGCCAAAAAGCUUCUCCACAAAGUGGCAAAGUGUUAAAAGAAUGUGCCAACUACAACAAUAAAAUAAAUAAAA
Molecule: messenger RNA, 10148 nt
Organism: Anguilla anguilla (European eel)
Lineage: Eukaryota; Metazoa; Chordata; Actinopteri; Anguilliformes; Anguillidae
Gene: slc12a5b
Product: solute carrier family 12 member 5b
Exons: 26
Coding region: 550-3921 (1123 amino acids)
Biological process (GO): chemical synaptic transmission; potassium ion homeostasis; chloride transmembrane transport
Cellular component (GO): membrane
Molecular function (GO): potassium:chloride symporter activity
Source: RefSeq, a predicted model, not a curated record